Pocillopora meandrina is the source of this 2077-nucleotide messenger RNA. Lineage: Eukaryota; Metazoa; Cnidaria; Anthozoa; Scleractinia; Pocilloporidae. The record is from the annotation of a GenBank genome assembly.
GGCGAACUUUUCUAACGAUCCCAAUCGAUCGUCUGGCAGACGUUAUGAAAGGAGAGUAUUAGAGAGUAUUGGACAGAGUGUCUCUGUCCAAAAACGUGAAGGAGAACUCUAAGUGAUCGAUAGAGAGGAAAGAAAUCUUCAGCUGCUUGUUCAUUUUCUUCAAACGUUCACUUCAGUAUGGCGGCCGUUUCUUUGUCGCAUUGCUGGACACUCAAUUUAUAUGGUGAGGGUCUCUUUAUCGUAGAAAUGCGAUAAUCUACCUUUUCAAGAAAGAGCGCAGUUGGAUUAUUUUACACAUUGCAAUGGCGCACGUUUUAGCAUAUUUUCAACAUUUCCCAAUUGGAAACUAACUAACCUUGUCUAAAGUGCACUAGAUUCUCCUUAUUUUCAAACCCUGUUUAUCAAAUCUCUUUGAGUCCAAUAUGCAUGAACCUAUAAGGAUUUACCAGCUUUUGGUUUACCAGUCUGUAUAUUGUGACAGAACUCUAAAGAAUUAAGAUUUAGUGUGUAUAUCAUACAUGAACUACUUGAACCUCUAAAGGAAUCAAGACCAGGGUAAAAGUUUCUACUUUACUUUUCUUAAGUGACUUUUCUCCUUUUAAAUAUGUAAAAAACAUUUAAUUUGUUUUCAUUUUAAACUUGAUGCAUUGGCUGCCUUAAAGCUAGGAGCCUAUCAAGUACCAUGUUCUUGAGUUUAAAUAUAGAAUUUAAUGUAUGUACGGCUGGCUUCAAAUGGGGUUUCAAAUAAGUGUAGUGCAUGCUGUGCUUCAGAAACAAUUUGUAUCAAAAGAUUCAAUCAUAACAUGCAAAUGCCUUUUUUAAUUAAUCAUCGUCAUUAAUAUUAUAACAGCAAAUGGGAAGUUAAUAUUUAUACUUUUCUCUUUCACAGUUUUUCAGCUAAGAAAUAAUUAUAAUGAUUUAUUACUUUCAGAAUGCUACUCCCAGUUCAAGGGACUCAAUGAAAAUCAAUGAACAGCAGCUUGACCUUUACAUUGAGAGAAUAAUAGAAAUUGCUGCAUCAAGCUUGGGGGACGUUGUUGUUAGGGUAUCAAGCAGCACUAAACAGUCAGAGAAAGAUUUUGGUAAUAGAAGUGCAUCAUCUUUAAAUGUGUGUGGAAACUUGACAUCAUCCUAUAGUGAAGUGACACCAAGUGAGAGUCUUACUUCAGUCUAUGAGCCUGAGGGAGGAACUCCAGUCCAUGCCCCCAGUCAAGAAGGUAAUUACUGCUGUUUCAUUAGACAAAAGUAUGCUCUAUUGCAAUAAGUUCAGCCAUGGUUACCAUUAGCCUUUUAUAACCCAGGUGGAAUAUUAUCCCAAUCUGUACUUACUUAGGGUAGUUAACUUUUUGUCUUAAUGCAGUCUUUGAGCCUGGAGGAGGGACUCCAAUUCCAGCUCAGAAAUACAAGGCCUCCCCAGCAAUUGAUGCCCCCAGUCAAGAAGGUAAUUACUGCUGUUUAAUGAGUAUGUUCUAUUGCAAGUAGUUCAGCCAAGGGCUGCAGUUAGCCUUCUGUAUAUUCCAGUUGGAAUAUUCUCUCAAUCUGUUAUUACUUAGGAUAGUUAACUUUUGUAAAAUUUGCCAGUGUUUUAACCCUUUAACUUAAAUAUCUGAAUGUUAAUUCUCCCUAUUAGCUGCUAUACAUUUCCUUGUAAAUUAGUUAUGAGUAUUUGAUUAGAUCAAGGUAAAAAGUUCUACCAGAUACAAAGUUUGAGAAUUCUCACUACCUGUUUGCUGGAUAAUGAGUGAAUAUUACAGGAAGAAGGAACAUGUUAAAUAGGGUUAAGCUGAAGAAAGAGUCAUCUGCAAUUAUUAUGCAUUUGUAGACUCAGUAUAAACCUCGCCAUGAGUGAAAUAUAGUUGAUGUUUUAUCAUGGGGAAUAAUCAAGGAAUUUUCUGUGAAUGUUUGCAUAUCUACUAAACAUAAAAAUAAACAUUCAAAUUUUCAACCAUUUGACCUCUUCAUAGUGCUUGUUCAGGAAAGCUCUGACCCCCCUGUUGAUCAACCUCCCCAGUCCCCAUCAUCACCUGAGCCCAGUGGAAAGAAGAUUGGAAGUAGAAAGUUCAAUGGAACUUGCAUU